Pneumocystis carinii B80 is the source of this 1327-nucleotide messenger RNA. RefSeq lists its product as hypothetical. The coding region runs from base 47 to 1282 and encodes 411 amino acids. Lineage: Eukaryota; Fungi; Ascomycota; Pneumocystomycetes; Pneumocystales; Pneumocystaceae. The transcript is spliced from 4 exons. Gene Ontology annotation, molecular function: protein serine/threonine phosphatase activity. The record is from RefSeq and is a predicted model, not a curated record.
GAACAGAGGAUAUAAAUAUAUCAUAAUUUGUUAUUAUGAUAAGCGGAUGAAAUCAUUUCGUAUUUUCCUUAUUUUUCUUAAUAAAUUUCGUUUUGGAACAGCGAUUGAUCUGAAGCCGGUAGUAUCAGAUUUUGAGAGUAUUUCCCUAUAUACAGGUCGUGGAACUAAAGAAAACGGGGUGUUUGAUAAAGGGUUAAAAAAAGAAUCGAAAUCGCCGGAGAAAAAGGUGUAUUUUUGGGAAAUUUUGACAUGUUUUAUUGUUUAUAUGGGCUCAGUUAUUUUUUAUCUGUGGACUAAGCUAAAGGGGGUAUAUAUAUAUAUAUAUUUCAUGAGCAAGGAAUCUAUUAAAAAGGAAGAUGAUUCAUCGUCACGAUCUUGGUUAAAUAUUAUGGUUUAUUUUUUUUUAUUGCCAUAUUUUUGGAUUUCAAAUGGGAAAAAACUGAUUAAACCAUCUUAUAUAUCAAGGUUUCCAUAUAAAGAAUCUUCAGAGUUUAAAUCACCACGUGAAAUAUCUAAUACACAAUUAUCGACACAAUUAUCUGCAUCUGAAGCAGAUGAUUCAAUAAUUUUACAUAAUCGGGAUUUAUCUUUUAGCUCAAUUCGUUUUAUGCUUUAUAACAAAGGUGUUAUUGGGAAAGAUAAUCUCAGAUCCCCAUCAUCAUCAAUGAUUAUAGAUAUGCCUCAUUUAUCGGAACUUUUAAAUGCAUCUAUACCACGUCCUUUAUUUCCAAAAACAUUAAUACCAAAAACUCUUAUUCUAGAUCUUGACGAAACAUUGAUCCAUUCUUUAGUGAAAGGUGGAAGAAUUUCUUCAGGACAUAUGGUAGAAGUAAUGUUGGGGAAAUAUGCUAUUUUAUAUUAUGUGCAUAAACGUCCACAUUGUGAUAAUUUUCUAAAAAAGGUUAGUAAAUGGUAUAAUGUCGUUAUUUUUACAGCAUCUGUACAAGAAUAUGCAGAUCCGGUUAUUGAUUGGCUGGAAAAGGACUGCAAAUUCUUUAAAGCUCGAUUUUAUCGUCAGCAUUGCACAUUUCGUAACGGCUCAUAUAUCAAGGACUUAUCAAUUGUACAACCUGACCUUUCCAAAGUAAUCAUUAUCGAUAAUUCUCCUGUAAGUUAUUCUAUGCAUGAAGAUAACGCUAUUCCUAUCGAAGGCUGGAUAAGUGAUCCUUCUGAUAAAAAUUUACUGCAUUUGAUCCCUUUUCUAUAUGGUUUAAGAUAUGUCUUGGAUGUUCGUACUCUUUUAGGACUUAGGACAGGCGUAUUCUCUUUUAAUAAAUCUUAAAUUUAUACCCUUCAUUCAAUUAUGGUUUACGUUUUAUAUCAUAAU